This is a messenger RNA of Striga asiatica, 581 nucleotides long. The record is from the annotation of a GenBank genome assembly. NCBI's taxonomy places the organism in Eukaryota, Viridiplantae, Streptophyta, Magnoliopsida, Lamiales, Orobanchaceae.
AUAGCGUCAAGCUCCUAAGUUUCGGGGGUAACUUAUCUGGAGGAGGAAGCCUGAGUGGGGUCAUGAUAUCAUGGAUGUCGUCACUCAGCAGCUUCAAAUUCUCAAGGUCAUUUAGUACUUCUAAGUUAUCGAAAUUCAUAGUGGCAAGUAUCCCCCGAAUGCCUAAUUUCUUGAGGCGAUGUGCCCGCACAAACAAGUCGAGGGUGCAAUCGCCCGUAAUUGACGCGUUUGUCCUCAAGUCUCUCAGCUGGACCAUCGACCUCCAAAUAUCGGCUUUGAUUGCCAAAGUACGAGACGAUGUAUGGAUUACGAGAGUCAUCAUGUUGCUUAGCCUGGAAACGGCUUUCGGAAGGACUUUGAAGUCACUAGAGAGGACCACGUACUUGAGAAGCACGAUCAACCCGAGUGGGAAUAUUCUGAACACGAGGGGCUUCACAUGUAAAACCCUCACCAACUCGAAGGCCCCCGGGAUUUUCGGGAUGUCCUCUGUCGGCAAGGCGAUUUCUUCUCCGGAGAAAGAAAGGAAAGAACGAGUGGCUGGGGCGUACGGCUCUGUAGAGAAGAAUUCCAGGACCUUGGAA